AUGACCAAAUUUCGCCCUUGUAUCGAUCUCCACUCGGGGCAAGUCAAGCAGAUUGUGGGCGGAACCCUAAGCAAUGUUGCUGCCGAUCUGAAGACGAAUUAUGUCUCCAAGCUCCCCGCCGGUCAUUACGCCGAGUUAUAUCGGAAGCACGAUUUGCGCGGCGGGCAUGUCGUGAUGCUGGGCCCAGGCAACGAUGAGGCAGCGCAUGAGGCACUUCGAGCCUGGCCUAACGGAUUGCAAGUGGCUGGAGGGAUCACCGAUAAGAACGCUCAGUACUGGAUUGACCAGGGUGCCGAGAAGGUGAUCAUUACAUCAUUCCUCUUUCCAGAGGGCAAGUUCUCGAAGGAACGGCUUGAAUCCGUUCUUUCUACCCUUGGAGGCGAUCGAUCAAAGCUGGUCUUGGAUUUGAGUUGCCGUAGAAAGGACAACACUUGGUUUGUAGCCAUGAACCGCUGGCAGACCAUUACCGAGAUGGAGAUCAACCAAGGCAAACUAACUGAAGCAGAGUCGAUCUCAUUGCUGGAACCUUACUGCUCCGAGUUUCUCAUCCAUGCCGCUGACGUAGAGGGGCUGCAGCAGGGUGUUGAUGAAGAGCUCAUCGCCAAAUUAGCCCAGUGGUGCACAAUUCCCGUCACCUAUGCCGGUGGCGCUCGCAGUUUGCAGGAUUUGGAAAUGGUUCAUGCCAGCAGUCAGGGGAGAGUUGAUUUGACCAUUGGAAGUGCUUUGGACAUCUUUGGGGGCUCUGGGGUAACGUUCGAUGAAUGUAUAGAAUGGAACAAGUCGCAUUGA
This is a messenger RNA of Aspergillus brunneoviolaceus CBS 621.78, 789 nucleotides long. Its product is annotated as 1-(5-phosphoribosyl)-5- ((5-phosphoribosylamino)methylideneamino)imidazole-4-carboxamide isomerase HIS6. Gene Ontology annotation, cellular component: cytoplasm. The record is from RefSeq and is a predicted model, not a curated record. Gene Ontology annotation, biological process: L-histidine biosynthetic process; L-tryptophan biosynthetic process. Bases 1 to 789 code for a protein of 262 amino acids. Gene Ontology annotation, molecular function: 1-(5-phosphoribosyl)-5-[(5-phosphoribosylamino)methylideneamino]imidazole-4-carboxamide isomerase activity. NCBI's taxonomy places the organism in Eukaryota, Fungi, Ascomycota, Eurotiomycetes, Eurotiales, Aspergillaceae. The transcript is spliced from 3 exons.